Molecule: messenger RNA, 3467 nt
Organism: Saccostrea echinata
Lineage: Eukaryota; Metazoa; Mollusca; Bivalvia; Ostreida; Ostreidae
Product: poly [ADP-ribose] polymerase 1-like
Exons: 35
Coding region: 23-3457 (1144 amino acids)
Cellular component (GO): small-subunit processome
Molecular function (GO): NAD+ poly-ADP-ribosyltransferase activity; zinc ion binding; DNA binding
Source: RefSeq, a predicted model, not a curated record
AAAACCCAAAACAAUAUUCCUCAUGGGUGAUCAUGACUUACCGUUUAAGGCUGAGUAUGCGAAGAGUGGGAGGUCAUCAUGUAAAGCAUGUAAGGGUUCCAUAUCACAGGGAUCAUUGAGACUGGCUGUCAUGGUUCAGUCUCCUGUAUUUGAUGGAAGGAUCCCAAAUUGGUUCCAUCAGAAAUGUUUUUGGAAAAGAGCAAAGGUUGUUACACAUGGUGAUAUUCAUGGAUUUGAUGCUCUUCGAUGGGAAGACCAAGAGAAAAUAAAGGAAAACAUUGGAGGAGGAGGAAGCAGUAAGGGAGGGGACACGACUGAUGCCGGCUCUGCGGGGGAUUUUAGCACAGAAUACGCCAAAAGUGGUAAAAGUAGAUGUAAAGGUUGUGAGGACUUCAUUGGAAAGGAUGAAGUUAGAAUUAGUAAGAAAGACUACGAAAGUCAAAGAGCCAAAAUGUAUGGCCCUGUGGAUCAAUGGUAUCAUGUAGAUUGUUUUGUGGAGAAUCGAAAUGAAUUGGAGUUUGGGAAUAAUUUGGGAGCAAACCAAAUUAAAGGUUUUGAAAGAUUAAAAGAAGAUGAUAAAGCGAUGCUAACAGAAAAACUAGGAAAAGGAAGUAAAGGAACAAAAAGAAAAGGUGAUGCAUCAAAAGAUUCAGGUGGAAAAAAGGCCAAGAAAGAAGAAACAGAAGAGGAGAAACAACUGAAGGAACAAAGUAAGUUACUGUGGAAGAUCCGGGAUGAAUUGGAAAAGUCUGUGUCAAAACAAGCAUUGAAAAUCCUUCUGGAAGUCAACAAACAGACAGUUCCUUCUGGGGAUUCCAAGCUAUUAGAUGUUGUGUCUGAUUGUAUGGCAUUUGGAGCUACAGAGAAAUGUCCUGAGUGCAAAGAGGGUCAGCUUAUUUAUAGUGGACAUGGUUAUAAGUGUACAGGAAAUGUCACAGAAUGGACUAAAUGUAUGUACAUCACAAAGAUACCUAAAAGAAAGGCAUUCAAAGUACCAAAGGAAUACCAUGAUGUAGAAUUCCUUAAAAAACACAAGUAUGUUAAAAGAGACAGAAUUUUCUCAUCAAACACACCAUCAUCUAGUGCCUCUCUAGAUACAGUGGAUUCAGGGUCUAAUAAGCCCCUGGAUGGAAUGAAAUUUGUAAUUGUUGGAAAAACUGUCAAGUCAAAAGAAGACAUAACAAAAGAGAUUUUAGCACUUGGAGGACAUGUUGCUACCAAAGUAGGAGCUGACACUGCAGCCUGUAUAAGUACAAAAGCGGAAGUGGCAAAGAAAUCAAGAAGUAUAAAGGAUGCAGAGAAGGCAAAUGUACAGGUUGUGGAUGAAGGAUUCUUGGAUGCAGUGAAAAAAGGAGGAGCUGUCCUAAUGAUUCAGAGCCAUAAUCUGGUGUCAUGGGGUUCUGAUCCAUCCAGUCGUAUUUCUCUCUCUGGAACAAAAAGUGCCGGGAAAAGCAUGACGAAAAGCCUCAAAGAUGAAAAGAUGUUCACAAAGAGUGUGCCCUCCACAAUGAAGAUGAAGGUCAAGGGAGGCGCAGCAGUGGAUCCUGAUUCAGGACUUGAAGACUCUGCACACAUUGUUCAGAAGAAUGGAGAGAUUUUCAAUGUUGUGUUAGGAUUGGUAGAUGUAGUCAGGGGAACUAACUCUUUCUACAAACUGCAGGCCUUGGAGAAAGACAGUGGAUCAGGCUGGUGGCUCUUUCGGGCAUGGGGCAGGGUUGGCACAACAAUUGGUGGAAACAAAGUGGAGCGAUUUGGAAGUGUUAAUACUUUACUUGAUGCUUUCAAACAACUGUAUGCUGAGAAAACAGGAAAUGAAUGGGAAAAUAGGAAGGAUUUCAAGAAAUAUCCAAACAAGUUCUACCCACUGGACAUUGAUUAUGGACAGGAAGAGGAUGAUACUGUGAAGAAGCUGGAUAAGAGUAGUUCAAUGUCUAAGUUACCCAAAGCUGUACAGGAUUUAGUGUGCUUAAUAUUUGAUGUAGAGAGCAUGAAAAAGACCAUGUUGGAGUUUGAGAUUGAUACAAAGAAAAUGCCACUAGGAAAGCUUUCUAAGAAACAGAUCACCUCAGCAUAUAGUGUGCUCACUGAGUUAACAAAGUUGAUAGAGAAAGGUGGAACAGAGACAAAGUUUUUGGACUGCACAAACAGAUUCUACACAUUGGUACCACAUGACUUUGGCUUGAAGAAACCACCACUUUUGAAUUCAGCUGAAAUUAUUAAGGCAAAAACAGAGAUGUUGGAUAACUUGAUGGAGAUAGAAGUAGCCUAUAGCUUACUGAAGGGAGGGGAUGCUGGGGAGGAUCCCAUUGAUGCUCAUUAUAAGAAACUUAAAACCCAUAUGGAGCCAUUGGAUAAAACCUGUGAGGAGUUCAAGAGGAUUUGUGAAUAUGUCAAAAACACUCAUGCUGCCACCCAUAAUCAGUAUGACUUACAAGUCCAAGAGGUAUUUAAAGUUGAAAGAGAGGAUGAGGCAGAUAGGUAUGCCCCAUUUAAGGACCUGCAUAAUAGACAGCUUCUGUGGCAUGGCUCUCGUACAACCAACUUUGCUGGAAUUCUUUCACAGGGUCUGAGAAUUGCCCCACCAGAAGCACCUGUGACUGGUUACAUGUUUGGUAAAGGUAUCUACUUUGCUGACAUGGUAUCAAAGAGUGCCAAUUACUGUAGGACAACCAAGGCUGACCCCACAGGUAUCCUAUUGCUGUGUGAGGUGGCCCUCGGUAACAUGUAUGAGAGACCACAUGCAGAUUAUAUUGAUAAACUACCAAAAGGGAAGCAUAGCUGUAAAGGCAUGGGUAUGACUUGUCCAGAUCCCAAAGGUGCCUAUACAACACCUGAUGGUGUAGUUAUUCCAAUGGGAAAGGGCAAAAAUAAAGCUGCCAAGACAUAUGCAGCAAUGAAACGGAUGAUAAACUUGAAAGAUUCACGCAUAAAAUAUGAAGAACGGCAGAAAAAGAAAAGGAAAUCCAAAAAGGCAAAUCCACAGAAUAUUACAGAGAGAAAUCUGCCUCAGGCAUCUUCAGCCAUGUUCUUCAAAUACAACACACAGCUGGGACCUCCAUACCAUAUCAUUGUGGACACAAACUUCAUUAACUUCUCUAUCAAAAAUAAACUGGAAAUCAUACAGUCAAUGAUGGAUUGUCUCUAUGCUAAAUGUAUACCCUAUAUAACUGACUGUGUCAUGGGAGAAUUGGAAAAGUUGGGCUCCAAGUAUCGAGUAGCACUAAGGAUAGCAAGAGAUCCAAGGUUUAAAAGGUUGCCAUGUUUACAUAAAGGAACUUAUGCUGAUGACUGUAUUGUCCAGAGAAUCACACAGCAUAAGUGUUAUAUUGUUGCCACAUGUGAUAAGGACUUGAGAAGAAGAAUACGUAAGAUUCCAGGGGUACCUAUCAUGUACUUACAACAACGAAGAUACUCUAUAGAAAGAAUGCCAGAUGCAUUUGGGGCACCCAAAACAUGAUAGAGGCAAG